AUGGCUUCCUCCACGCCUUACCUUGUCCUACUCUUGUGCCUCACCACUUUCCUGCAGGCAUGGCUUGCUGCGGCAAAAUACCCACCGCCGCCGCCCCCGCCGUUUGAGCUGCCGGAGUCCGAGGUGAGGGAGAGGUUCUCCAAGUGGGUGAUCAAGUACUCAAAGCACUACUCGUGCCAUGAGGAGGAGGAGAUGCGGUUCCAAGUCUUCAAGAACAACACCAACGCCAUCGGCCAAUUCGACCAACAGAAUCCUGGCACCGUCGUCGGUCGCGGGUUCCGACCAACUGGGUUUCAGGUCCAUGGCUCGGGCGGGGUCCGUAUGAACAGGUUCGGCGACCUCAGCCCCAGGGAGGUCAUCCAGCAGUUCACCGGGCUGAACACCACCAGCUUCAAUGCCACGUCACCCACCUACCUCCCCUACCACUCCUUCAAGCCCUGCUGCGUUGACUGGCGCUCCAGCGGCGCUGUCACCGGCGUCAAGAAUCAAGGCACUUGA
This is a messenger RNA of Triticum turgidum subsp. durum (durum wheat), 498 nucleotides long. NCBI's taxonomy places the organism in Eukaryota, Viridiplantae, Streptophyta, Magnoliopsida, Poales, Poaceae. The record is from the annotation of a GenBank genome assembly.